GUCAAUGUCUAACGUAUUCCGAAAUACUGUCGACUCGGAAAAAUAAUAACGAAAAUAAAAUAAAUCUUGAAUAAAUCAUAUUGAUUACAUUUUUCAAUCAAGCCUAAAUAAAUUAUAUUUAGGUUUCCAUUGGAAUUACCUACUUUUCAUGUAGAAGCGGCGAAGCUUAUAUUCUAAUAUACUUCAAUGGGUGGACUACAUGAAAAAGCGCGUGUCUGGGAAUCAAACAAAGGUCUACGAGAACCUAUAAAAACUAUAGAGGACAAAUGGAAGUUGGUGCCAUCGUUUCUGCAAGUCAAAGGUCUUGUUAAACAACAUAUAGACUCAUUUAACUAUUUUAUAAAUGUGGAAAUCAAGAAAAUUGUUCAAGCUAAUGAGAAAGUAUUUUGUGAUGCUGAUCCACUUUUUUAUAUCAAAUAUUUGAAUGCAUAUGUUGGCACCCCUGAUCUAGAGGAGGGAUUUAAUGUCUCAAAACCAACUACCCCACAUGAAUGUCGUUUAAGGGACAUGACUUAUUCUGCUCCUAUCACAGUUGAUAUUGAGUACAUCAGAGGCAACCAGCGAGUCAUCAAAAACAAGCAGUUGAUUGGCAGAAUGCCUUUGAUGCUGAGGUCUUCAAAUUGCGUUCUCACAAAUAAGUCAGAUUUUGAAUUGGCCCAGCUGAAUGAAUGUCCACAUGACCCUGGCGGUUAUUUCAUCAUUCGAGGACAAGAAAAAGUGAUCCUGAUCCAAGAGCAAUUGUCUAGGAACAGAAUGAUAGUUGAUGAGUUCAAAGGAGCUAUCCAGUGUCAAGUUACAAGUUCUACACACGAAAAGAAAACGAGGACAAAUGUUAUUGUGAAGAAUGGAAAAUAUGUGCUAAGACACAAUGCAUUAUCUGAUGACAUUCCAAUAGCUAUAGCCUUUAAAGCUAUGGGAAUCUGCAGUGACCAGGAGAUAAUGCAGUUGAUUGGCACUGAUGAUAACACUGUGAAGAAAAUGGCUCCUUGUAUUAUGGAUUGUCACAAUUUGAAAAUCUUUACACCAAAUCAAGCAUUAGCAUACAUCGGUAGCAAGCUGAAAGUGAAAAGAUUUCAAACGGCAAAUUCUAAGUCUCGUACUCCUAUUGAUGAAGCUCGAGAUCUUUUAGCCACAACUAUAUUAGCUCAUGUUACAGUAGAAAACUUUAACUUCUAUGUCAAAGCCAUUUAUUUGGCCAUCAUGGUAAAGAGAGUGAUAGAAGCGGAAACAAAUAAGGCAGCUAUUGACGACCCCGAUUAUUAUGGAAAUAAACGAUUGGAACUGGCGGGGUCCUUAUUGGCUUUGAUGUUUGAAGAUUUAUUCAAAAGAUUCAAUUGGGAAUUGAAGUCCAUAGCAGAUAAAAUAAUACCGAAGGUGAAAGCUGCACCCUUCGAUGUAGUGAAGCAUAUGCGGCCCGAUUUAAUCGCUAAUGGGUUAUUCACGGCUAUAUCUUCUGGAAAUUGGACCAUCAAAAGGUUUAAAAUGGAAAGGCAUGGGGUAACUCAAGUACUCAGCCGACUUAGUUACAUAUCAGCAUUGGGUAUGAUGACCAGAGUUAAUUCUCAAUUUGAGAAAACUAGAAAGGUUUCAGGGCCUCGGUCUCUUCAGCCUUCACAGUGGGGUAUGCUUUGCCCUUCCGACACACCUGAAGGAGAGGCUUGCGGUCUUGUCAAGAACUUGGCGUUAAUGACGCACAUCACUACUGAAUGUUCGGAGGAACCGAUAGCGAGAUUAGCUUGUAAUGCCGGCGUCGAGGACGUGAGAUUACUAGGAGGAGAAGAAAUAAAUCAUCCCGCCGUUUACAUGGUAUUCCUAAAUGGUAACAUUCUAGGUGUUACGAGGCAGUACAAACGUCUUAUCCGGGUAUUCAGAAUGUUCAGAAGGCGCGGUCUAAUCUCGGCAUUUGUUUCUAUUUAUCCAAACCACAAUCAGAGAACUGUGUAUAUUUGCAGCGAUGGCGGUAGACUAUGUCGGCCAUAUAUUAUUGUCGAGAAUGGUUAUCCUUUAGUACAGCAAGGCCAUAUAAAAGAACUUAAUAGAGGCAUAAGAAAAUUUCAGGAUUUCCUUUCAGAUGGACUUAUCGAGUAUUUAGAUGUCAAUGAAGAGAAUGAUAGUCAUAUUGCAACUGUUGAAGCUGAAAUUGACCCAUAUGUGACUACACAUCUUGAGAUUGAACCUUUCACUAUUUUGGGCGUGUGUGCUGGUCUUGUACCAUAUCCUCAUCAUAAUCAAAGUCCUAGGAAUACUUAUCAAUGCGCUAUGGGUAAACAAGCAAUGGGAACAAUAGGUUAUAAUCAAAAGAAUAGAAUUGAUACACUUAUGUAUAAUUUAGUGUAUCCGCAAUGCCCUAUGGUAAAAACUCGGACAAUAGAACUGACAAACUUCGACAAGCUGCCUGCUGGACAAAAUGCCACAGUUGCUGUGAUGAGUUACAGUGGAUACGACAUUGAAGACGCGUUGAUUCUCAAUAGAGCUUCAAUCGACAGAGGGUACGGUCGUUGCCUAGUUUAUAAAAGUGCAAAAACAACCAUGAAGAGGUACAGCAAUCAGACUUCAGACAGAAUUUUAGGCCCAUCUAGAGAUGCAAAUACAGGAAAAAUUAUUAGAGCGCAUGAAAUAUUAGAUACUGAUGGCAUUGCCGCGCCUGGGGAAAUGGUAGAGAACAGGCAAGUUCUGAUCAACAAACAAAUGCCGCCGGCCACAAUCAAUCCCGUGCCCCAAGGUCAACCGCAGCAAGUGGAAUACAAAGAUGUACCAGUCACAUAUAAAGGACCUGUCGAGUCUUACAUUGAAAAAGUCAUGGUGUCGUCAAAUUCAGAAGAUGCUUUUCUUAUAAAAAUACUGCUUAGGCAAACAAGAGUUCCGGAGAUCGGUGAUAAGUUCAGUUCUCGGCACGGACAGAAGGGAGUGACGGGGCUUAUAGUGCAGCAGGAAGACAUGCCAUUCAACGACAGAGGCAUCUGUCCCGACAUGAUCAUGAACCCGCACGGUUUCCCCUCGAGAAUGACAGUUGGGAAAACCAUAGAGUUGCUUGCUGGGAAAGCUGGCCUUAUGGAAGGGAAAUUUCAUUAUGGUACUGCAUUUGGUGGCUCGAAGGUUCAAGACGUAUGCAAUGAAUUGGAAAAACAUGGUUAUAAUUAUCAAGGCAAAGAUAUUUUCUAUUCUGGUUUGACUGGAGAACCCUUGGAAGCGUAUAUUUACUCAGGCCCAGUGUAUUACCAGAAGCUGAAGCACAUGGUGCAGGACAAGAUGCACGCUCGAGCGCGCGGCCCGCGCGCCGUGCUCACGCGGCAGCCCACGGAGGGGCGCUCGCGCGACGGCGGCCUGCGCCUGGGGGAGAUGGAACGAGACUGCCUAAUCGGAUAUGGCGCCAGCAUGUUGCUGAUGGAGCGCCUGAUGCUGGCAUCGGACGCGUUCAGCGCGGACAUCUGCGGCGCGUGCGGGCGGCUGGCGGCGCGCGCCUGGUGCCACGCGUGCCGCUCGUCCGCCGCCGUCUCCACCGUCGACAUGCCCUACGCAUGCAAGCUGCUGUUCCAGGAACUGGCCUCUAUGAAUAUAGUGCCUAAGCUUACUCUUAAGAAAUAUUCGUGA
Molecule: messenger RNA, 3591 nt
Organism: Amyelois transitella
Lineage: Eukaryota; Metazoa; Arthropoda; Insecta; Lepidoptera; Pyralidae
Gene: RpIII128
Product: DNA-directed RNA polymerase III subunit RPC2
Exons: 12
Coding region: 187-3591 (1134 amino acids)
Biological process (GO): DNA-templated transcription
Cellular component (GO): RNA polymerase III complex
Molecular function (GO): ribonucleoside binding; DNA binding; DNA-directed RNA polymerase activity
Source: RefSeq, a predicted model, not a curated record